Molecule: messenger RNA, 327 nt
Organism: Candidula unifasciata
Lineage: Eukaryota; Metazoa; Mollusca; Gastropoda; Stylommatophora; Geomitridae
Source: the annotation of a GenBank genome assembly
CCACUGGAACACACCCUAUCCACACCCCAUCCACACCCCAUCCACACCCCAUCCACACCCCAUCCACACCCCAUCCACGCCCCAUCCACACCCCAUCCACACAAUUCCCCAUCCACACCCUAUACCACACCCGUAAAUACACUACUGUCCACGCCCCAUCCACAACCCCAUCCACGCCCCAUCCACACCCCAUCCAAACCCCAUCCAUGUGCCCAUCCACACCCCAUCCACACCCCAUCCACGCCCCAUCCACGCCUCAUCCACACCCCAUCCACACCCCAUCCACACGAUUCUGAAGACACAGCCAGCCUAGUUACAGGAACGUAA